Messenger RNA from Terrapene triunguis (Three-toed box turtle), 2181 nucleotides. It is a transcript of the gene ANKK1, whose product is annotated as ankyrin repeat and kinase domain containing 1. NCBI's taxonomy places the organism in Eukaryota, Metazoa, Chordata, Testudines, Emydidae. The transcript has 8 exons. The record is from RefSeq and is a predicted model, not a curated record. Bases 1 to 2148 code for a protein of 715 amino acids. Gene Ontology annotation, molecular function: protein kinase activity; protein binding; ATP binding. Gene Ontology annotation, biological process: protein phosphorylation.
AUGAGGCUGCGAUUGCCGACGGAUCAAACCAGCAUGAACUGCCUUGUCGAAGAGGCAGCCAAGAUGGAGAAAAUAAAAUUCCAGCAUAUCGUCUCCAUCUAUGGGAUUUGCAACAGCCCACCGGGGAUAGUGAUGGAAUACAUGGCCCAGGGGUCCUUGGAAACAGUGCUCCCCACCCACAAAUUUUCCUGGCAGCUCAAAUUCCGCAUUAUCCAUGAGACGGGGUUGGCUAUGAAUUUCCUGCACAGCAUGACACCUCCUUUACUUCACUUAGACUUAAAACCAGGGAAUAUUCUUCUAGAUGGGAAUAGGCACGUUAAGAUUUCAGACUUUGGGUUGUCCAGAUGGAUGGAGCAGUCGAGCCGGAUGCAGUACAUUGAGAGAUCAGCCUUGCGGGGCACCCUGAGCUACAUCCCGCCCGAAAUGUUUCUCCACAGCACCAGGCCGCCAGGACCCGAAUAUGAUGUGUAUAGCUUCGGGAUUGUCAUUUGGGAGGUUCUUAUGCAGAAGAAGCCAUAUUCAGGAGCCAACAUGAUGGCCAUCAUAGUCGGGAUUUCAGCAGGCAGGCGGCCGUGCCUAGAGUCCAUCUGUGAUGAGUGGCCAGGGGAAUGCCAGCAGAUGGUUGACUUGAUGAAGAGGUGCUGGGACCAAGACCCCAAGAAAAGGCCACGCUUCACAGAUAUCCCUGUGGAAACUGACAUGCUCCUGUCAUUAAUGCAAAGCCUCGUGGUGGAUCCGGAGAAUGAGCGCCUCGUCAGGAAGGUGUCUCACAAGCCCACCUUAUCUGGGAGCCAAAAAAGCCAGAAACAAGGAUCCAUCCUCUCCCAAGACACAAGUAGUAGUGAGACUGAUUUCCCACAUUCCGCCGCCAACGAGGUCGAGGGCCUGGAGAGCUUCAUAAUGUCCAAGGAAGUCCGCAGGGCCCAGGAAAAUGGCCUCACCCUGCUUCACCUCGUGGUGAUUCAAGGAAAUGUGGAGAAGGUGAAGUUUCUGUUGAGUCAGGAGGCCAACUUGGACAGCCAGCUGGUCUGUGGCUACACCCCACUCAUCGUGGCGGUCCAGAAGAGGUUACCAGAGAUCUGCUCGGUUCUAAUAGAGCACGGUGCGGAUGUCAACAUGGCCGACAAAGACGGUUGGUCUCCUCUUCACUUCGCGGCUCAGAAUGGGGAUGACAGGAUUGUGCGCCUCUUGCUGGACCACCAGGCGCAGGCAGACUCCCAAGAACAUGAAGGAUGGACUCCGCUCCACUUGGCAUCUCAGAACAAUUUCGAGAAUGUGGCCCGGGUGCUGCUUUCCCGCCAGGCUGACCCCAAUUGCCAGGAGAACGAUGGGAGAACUGCCCUCCACGUGGCAGCUUGCUUCGGGCACAUCAGCCUUGUGAAACUCCUAGCUAGCCAAGGAGCUGACCUAGAGAGGAAGCAGAAGAACCACCGGACCCCACUGCACUUUGCCGUGGAGAGGGGUAAGUUCAGGGUGGUCCAAUACCUGCUGAAGAGUGGGGCAUCUGUCAACUGCCUGGAUAAGAAUCACUACAGUGCCUUGCACAUGGCCGCGGUGAAGGGGAAAUACCUGAUAUGUGAGAAAUUGAUCAAAUACGGGGCCAAUGUGGACUUGAGGACGGACAAAGAGUGGACCCCCCUACACCUGGCUUGUUUUAAGGGCCACAUCGAAAUCAUCCGCCUGCUAAGAGACAACCACGCUAAACUGAAUGUCAAAGGAGGCAUGGAUUGGACACCUCUUCACGUGGCCACCCGCUAUAGCGAAGAGACUGUGGUCUGCGAGCUCCUGAGAAGCGAGGUGGACCCCAACAUCACUGAGAAAUCAGAGUGGACCCCUCUCCACCUCGCAGUCCAGCGGGGUACCUUCCUGAGCAUCAUCAACCUUCUGGAGCACAAAGCAGACAUCAAUGUUAAGAACAAGGUGGGUUGGACUCCCCUGCACCUCGCUGUCCUCAGUGGCAACGUAGCUAUCAUAAAGACCUUAAUCAAGGCUGGUGCUGUGCUGGAGGUGGAGGACAUGACUGGCUGCACGCCCUUCCAGCUGGCCAUUAGGAAUCAGAAGCAAAGCAUUGCUAUCUUGCUGCAAGGCCAGGACUUGCCAGUGAAUAACAUGGGGAGCAGGGUGACAUGGAGUGGUGAAAAAGCUUAAAACCGUGAGCUCCAAUUCACCCCUGACAUGGUC